Messenger RNA from Mesorhabditis spiculigera, 801 nucleotides. Lineage: Eukaryota; Metazoa; Nematoda; Chromadorea; Rhabditida; Rhabditidae. The record is from the annotation of a GenBank genome assembly.
AUGACGCUGCGACGUGACACGUUGGAUAACAUGUCAAGGCCCUGUGAUGACUGCAACAAAAGAUGGCCACUCGGGCAGAUGCGACGUUGCCGAACCUGUGAGGAUCAUGCUAUGCGCGACGGGGCCAUUCCGAAUGCGAAUGCGGCUGCUUGCUUUGUAUGUCUGGGAUGUGCAGUCGAUCGUCAUUCCGGCCACACGCUUCCGCAGAUCAUUGACCGCGAUGGCAGAGGUACUCUGAGGGUGCCAUCGAUAAAGUUCCCACCGCCGCCGCAACACACUCCCGAAGAAGAGGCCCGGAAACAGUCGACAACCUUUCCGGCUAGGAUCCGUCCAGUGGACACUCCGAAGAAACGAUCGUCGUUUGGCGCUCUUUUUGGAGCGAAUAGCUUCUUCUCUCCGGAAAAGUCAAAAGUCGACGUGUCGCCAAAGGAAACCGAGAAACAAGAGCAAUCGUUGCCACACAAAACACAAGUCCCUUAUGGCGCCACGACAAUUCGCCGGGUCCAGCGUGUCCCCUCGAAGGCGCCUCAACCCAACGAGGAAGUGGGUCCUUCGAAGAAGUAUUCGGGCGCUUACACGUAUGGAUAUAGCGGAUUUGGUGACGGACAUCAAGUGUCUGAAGCUUCCUCGCGAACCGCUUAUUCGAAUGGUUCGGUGACGGUCGGAACCACUUCCGAGCAAACCGACUCCAAAUCGAUAUAUGGAAGGCGCCCACUGCCAACAAUCCCUCAGCAACUGACCCGCAUCACGGAAACCGUUGGCGUUCGAAGCUACAUGCGCAAGAAAGCGACGUCGGAAUAU